GUCACGUGGGCGGUCACGUGGCAGAACCCGGAAGCGCGUCUGCUUGCUCCUGGAAGGCAGGGCGGUGUUUGUCUGACUCGUGUCUGCAGGUCCCCUGAUGCUAUGCUGCUCUCCAUGAGCCGGUCACCGAGUCUGUCUUCUGCAGUCCUUUCUGAACCUCUGACUGUCCAGAAGCUCCACAGUGCUCCUUGCCAAGAUGAAGUGCGUCUUGGUGGCCACGGAGGGUGCCGAGGUCCUCUUCUACUGGACAGAUGAAGAGUUUAAAGAAAGUCUGCGGCUGAAGUUUGGGCAGUCAGAGAAUGAGGGAGAAGAGCUUCCCGCCCUGGAGGACCAGCUCAGCACCCUCCUGGCCCCAGUCAUCAUCUCCUCCAUGACGAUGCUGGAGAAGCUCUCAGACACAUAUACCUGCUUCUCCACGGAAAAUGGAAGCUACCUGUACGUCCUUCAGCAGUUUGGAGAAUGCCUGUUCAUCGCUAUCAACGGAGACCACACAGAGGGUGAGGGGGACCUGCGGCAGAAGCUGUGUGUGCUCAAGUACCUGUUCGAGGUGCACUUCGGGCUGGUUACCAUGGACAGCCAGCUCAUCCGAAAGGAGUUGCGGCCCCCAGACCUGGAGCAGCGUGUACGGGUGUGGGAGCGUUUCCAGAGCCUGCUGAGGACCCACAGCCGCCUGCGGGAGCAGGAGCAGUGUUUCGCAGUGGAGGCUGUGGAGCGGCUGAUCCACCCUCAGCUCUGCGAGUUGUGCAUAGAGACGCUGGAUCGGCACGUGGUCCAGGCCAUCAACUCCAGCCCCAGGCGGGCCGGUGAGGAGGCCUUGCACACCUUCCUGCUCGUGCACUCCAAGCUGCUGGCUUUCUACUCCAGCCACAGUGCUAGCUCCCUGCGCCCAGCCGACCUCCUCGCCCUCAUCCUUCUGGUGCAGGACCUCUAUCCCAGCGAGAGCACGGCUGAGGACAGUGACACCCAGCCCCGUCCACAGAUGGCCCGCCGCAGCGAGAGCAUCCCCGUGCAGCAGGCCUGGAGCACUUGUUCUGCAAACCCAACGGGGAGGAGUUCUGCGGGGACCGAGACAGACAGCUUCUCCCUCCCUGAGGAGUACUUCACACCAGCUCCCUCCCCCGGGGAGCGGAGCUCAGGUAGCACUGUCUGGCUGGACGGGGGCACCCCACCCACCGAUGCUCCCCAGGUUCAGAUGGCUGAGGACACCCUCCAGACGCUGGUCCCUCACUCCCCAGGACUGUCCAGCCCCAGGAGAAUUUUCCUGGACACCAGCGUGAAAGAGAACUACUGCCCCAUGGUGCCACACACCAUGUACUGCCUGCCCCUGUGGCCGGGCAUCACCAUGGUGCUCCUGACCAAGAGCCCCAGCACCCCUCUGGCCCUGGUCCUGUACCAGCUGCUGGAUGGGUUUUCUCUGCUGGAGAAGAAGCUGAAGGAAGGCCAGGAGGCCGGGAGUGCCCUGCGGUCUCACCCCCUCGUGGGAGACCUGCGCCAGCGGAUGGACAAGUUUGUCAAGAGUCGAGGUGGGCACGAGCUUCAGGGCACCUGGCUGGAGUUUAAGACCAAGGCCUUCUCCAAAAGUGAGCCUGGCUCGUCCUGGGAGCUGCUCCAGGCCUGUGGGAGGGUGAAGCGGCAGCUCUGUGCCAUCUACCGUCUCAGCUUCCUGACCACGGCUCCAGGCCGGGGAGGCCCCCACCUGCCCGAGGACCUGCAGGACCAGGUCCAGACCCUCAUGCAAGAAAAGCUGGCGGACUGGAGGGACUUCUUGUUGGUGAAGAGCAGGAGAAACGUCACCAUGGUGUCCUACCUGGAAGACUUCCCGGGCUUGGUGCAUUUCAUCUACGUGGACCGCACCACUGGCCAGAUGGUGGCCCCCUCCCUUAGCACCAGUGAAAGGACUUCUUCGGAGCUGGGCAAGGGGCCCCUGGCCACCUUCGUCAAAACCAAGGUCUGGUCCCUGAUCCGGCUGGCACGCAGGUACCUGCAGAAGGGCUACACCACGCUGCUGUUCCGCGAGGGGGACUUCUACUGCUCCUACUUCCUGUGGUUCGAGAACGAGAUGGGCCACAAACUCCAGAUCAUCGAGGUGCCUGUCCUGUCUGACGACUCAGCUCCCGUGGGCAUGCUGGGAGGAGACUACUACAGGAAGCUCCUGCGGUACUACAGCAAGGGCCACCCCGCCGAGGCCGUCAGGUGCCACGAACUGCUAGCCCUCCACCUGUCAGUCAUCCCCACGGACAUGCUGGUGCGACAGGCAGCUGAGCUGGCCCGGUGCCUGGGGGAGGCCUCGCGCGUGCCCCUGCCCUAGGCCAGAGGAGGGGGGUGCUUCCGUGCAUCUGCCCGUGCCCCCUGUUCUCCAGGCCCACGUUGCUUGUGUAUGUCCCCAUGAUGAGAGCCUCCUCCUCAUAGCAGCCACCUGAGGACGUCACAGUCCAGGGCGGCCCCAAGCUUUCUUAAAGAAACUCCACCUUGACCAGCCUCAGCCCCAGUAACGAGCAAAUCCCCAAACCUUUCCGUCUGGAGGAGGGGAGGCCAGAGUAUUCCUUCAGUCUCAGAACAGCAGCGACCGUGAGGGUAGAACUGGGGCAGCCCCCUUUUGGGGCUUCUCAGUAGAGAGAGCGCCCUCAGGAUGCCAGUUCCCCCCCAAACUAAAGGUGCUCCCAGCUGGGUUAAACCCCAGCUCUGCCACAUCAUCUCUGCGUCUCUGGGCAGGCUUCCCCACCUCUAGACCUGGCUCCCCAUGUUCAGAUGACAGCACCCCCUCUCAGGAUGGUCCUGGGCCUGCUGGACAUGUGGCAGGUGCUCAAUAAAUGCCGGUCCCAGUUACCAUUACUGUUCAA
Phacochoerus africanus (Common warthog) is the source of this 2840-nucleotide messenger RNA. RefSeq names its product HPS1 biogenesis of lysosomal organelles complex 3 subunit 1 (gene HPS1). Bases 197 to 2308 code for a protein of 703 amino acids. The transcript has 20 exons. The record is from RefSeq and is a predicted model, not a curated record. NCBI's taxonomy places the organism in Eukaryota, Metazoa, Chordata, Mammalia, Artiodactyla, Suidae. Gene Ontology annotation, cellular component: BLOC-3 complex. Gene Ontology annotation, biological process: melanosome assembly; vesicle-mediated transport. Gene Ontology annotation, molecular function: guanyl-nucleotide exchange factor activity.